Molecule: messenger RNA, 9113 nt
Organism: Pangasianodon hypophthalmus (striped catfish)
Lineage: Eukaryota; Metazoa; Chordata; Actinopteri; Siluriformes; Pangasiidae
Gene: cntnap3
Product: contactin associated protein family member 3
Exons: 24
Coding region: 158-4039 (1293 amino acids)
Molecular function (GO): calcium ion binding
Source: RefSeq, a predicted model, not a curated record
CACGCACGCGCCCGGGUCUGCCAGUAGCGGAGUGGAGAGAGAGUCGCGCGCCGCUCAUUCCUCCAGCGGAGGAGCGCAGAGGAGAGAGGGAAAGAGAGAGAGAGGGAGAGAAAGAGAGAGAGCGAGAGAGAGAGAGCAGCUCCGCUUCCGCUUCAGCAUGGAUUUACCGCUCAGAGCGAAACACACAGCGCUCAUCAAACUCGCCCUGAUGCUCUGCUGUGUCCCUCUGUCAUCCUGCAAAGAUGGCUGUGACAGUUCACUGGUGUCCAAUCUCCCGCAAUCAGCCUUCAGGAGUUCAUCUCAGCUGUCCAAUAGCCACGGACCCGGUUAUGCCAAACUCAACAGGAGAGACGGGGCAGGUGGAUGGUCACCACUGGACUCCAAUAAGUAUCAGUGGUUGGAGAUUAAUCUUGGGGAGAGGACAGAGGUCACAGCCAUUGCUACCCAGGGCAGAUACGGCAGUUCAGACUGGGUGACUCACUACCUUCUCAUGUUUAGCGACACAGGCCAUAACUGGAGACAGUACCGGCAGGAGGAUAGCAUUGGGGCAUUCUCUGGGAACACGAACGCAGACAGCGUAGUGUCCUACAAGCUCCAGCAGCCGGUGUUCACUCAGUUCCUCCGUGUGCUGCCUCUGGAUUGGAAUCCCAAUGGAAGAGUCGGGUUACGACUGGAGGCGUACGGCUGCCAAUACAAAUCUGACGUGGCCAGCUUCGAUGGAGCCAGCUACUUGCUCUUCAAGCUUGAUGAGGUCACCAAUCCAUUGCCCAAAGACCUGCUAACUAUGAGCUUCAAAACCCUUCACAGCUCUGGAGUCCUGAUGCACAUAGACAGCAAGCACGGACACACCCUCACUCUGGAGUUACUCAAAGGAAAGCUGUUCGUGCAUCUCAGAAAAGGCAAUUUUCACACUGCGGUGUCACUAGGCAGCCUGCUGGAUGACCAACACUGGCAUCGCGUUAGCAUCGAGCGACUCCGAGGACAUGUCAACUUCACCGUGGACAAAAGCACGCAGCAGCUGCAACUCCCCGAACACCAGAGUCACUUCGAGAUUAACGAGAUCAGUUUCGGUGCCGUUUCGGCUGACGGGACUCAGAGAGAAAACUCCAGAAGGAACUUCCACGGCUGUCUGGAGAACGUGCAGUACAACGGCGUUAAUGUGAUCGUCCUGGCUAAAAGGAAACAACUCACCGUAGUGGGAAACGUCACAUUCGCCUGCGUGGAGGCCGUCGACGUGCCGGUGACGUUCGCGAGCUCGGAGAGUUUCCUUCAAUUGCCGUGGACGUUGACACGUGACACCAUGUCAGUCGGAUUACAGUUCCGGACCUGGAACAAGGCGGGCCUGCUUAUGACCUUUGACCUCCAGCACCAAGCGGGAACGCUGUGGGUUUACCUGAGUGACGCGAGGGCGAGGAUGCAGGUCCACAAGGCUGGCAGGAUCAUGACGGACAUCACAGCAGGGUCAGCGCUGAACGAUGGCCAGUGGCACUCUGUGGAUCUGAGUGUCCGCCGAGGUCGUCUGAUCCUGGCAGUGGACAAAUCAGACAUGUCCACCAUCACUAUAUCCUUCCCCAUCAUGCCUGCAAACCAGAUCUUUUUAGGAGGAUGUCCAAUUACGGAUGAUGGAUGCAAGAAGCCCUCUAACGUUUUCCAGGGAUGCAUGCGCCUCAUCCACCUGGACGAGGGAUUCGUUGAUCUGAUCAAGGUGCAGCAGAUGCUAAUCGGAAACUUCACCAACCUCCAGAUGGACAUGUGCGGAAUCAUCGACAGGUGCUCUCCGAGUCACUGCGAACAUGGCGGGAGGUGCACACAGUCAUGGAGCACUUUUCACUGCGACUGCUCAGACACCGGCUACACAGGAGCAACGUGCCAUAGCUCUGUUUACGAGGUGUCGUGCGAGGCAUACAAGCACAGAGGGAACACGUCAGGGCUGUACCACAUAGACGUAGAUGGAAGCGGACCCAUCAAGCCGCAGCUCAUCUACUGCAACAUGUCAGAUAAAGCGUGGACGGUGAUCCAACACAAUAACACAGAGCUCACCAAAUUACGGGCAUCCUCAGGGAGCGCUCAGCAUUUGGCCUCCUUUAACUAUUCUGCCGACACCGAGCAGCUCGCGGCCAUAAUUACCCGAGCCGAGCGCUGCGAGCAGGAACUCUCCUACCACUGCAAAAAGUCACGCCUCUUAAACACACCAGAUGGUGCGCCUUUCACCUGGUGGGUGGGCCGGUCAGGAGACGCCCACACGUACUGGGCAGGGGCACCACCGGGCACUCAGCAGUGCGCCUGUGCUGUCCACGACAACUGUGUGGAUCCGGAGCACUUCUGUAACUGCGACCGCGACCUCGACGACUGGUUGAACGAUUCUGGUGUCCUCUCUCACAAAGAGCAUUUGCCUAUCAGGCUGUUAGCGGUGGGGGAUGUUAGCAGGCCGGGGUCAGAGGCGGCGUAUCGGGUGGGUCCCCUCCAGUGCUACGGUGACAAUGACUUCUGGAACGCGGCCCACUUCGAUAAGGAGACUUCUUACCUCCACUUCCCCACGUUCCACGGGGAGCUCAGUGCUGAUAUUUCCUUCUUUUUCAAGACCUCCUCCUCCAGCGGCGUGUUCCUCGAAAACCUGGGAAUUAAAGACUUCAUCCGAAUCGAGCUGAGCUUGCCGACUGAAGUUGUUUUCUCCUUUGAUGUGGGAAACGGGCCGUUCGAGGUGCGUGUAAAGACUCCGAUCCCUCUGAACGACGAGCGCUGGCAUCACGUGGUGGCUGAGCGGAACGUGAAAGAGGCGUCUCUGAGUGUGGACCAUUACCCCGGAUCAGUGCAGAAAGCCCCCACUGAGGGGCACAUCCACCUUCAGCUCAACAGCCAGCUUUUUGUGGGAGGAACCGCGUCCAGGCAGAAGGGCUUCCUGGGCUGCAUCCGGUCACUGAAGUUGAACGGGAAGACGCUGGAUCUGGAGGAGCGAGCGAAGAUCACACCUGGCGUCCGCCCUGGAUGCCCGGGCCACUGCAGCAGCUACGGGCACCUGUGUCAGAACCAGGGCCAGUGCCUAGACAAGCAUAACGGCUUCACCUGCGACUGUGGAGCCUCGUCAUACACCGGCACCUUCUGUCACAAAGAGGUUUCUGCGUUUUUCCGACCCAGCACUUCGGUGACGUACACAUUCAAGGAGCCGUACGAGUUGAACAGAAACGGCAGUGCAAUGUCCUCCUCCAUCUACUCGGACCUGACGCUGAAAGGAGAGAACAUAUCACUGAGUUUUCGCACCAGCCAGGCGCCAGUCAUUCUCCUUUACGCCAGCUCGUACUACAGAGAAUUCCUCGCUAUCUUCCUCAACAGGAACGGUCAACUGGAGGUGAAGUACAAGCUGCAGAAUAACAGAGACGCUGACGUCUUCAGAUCAAGUGUGAAGAACCUGGCCAAUGGACAGCUGCACCGAGUGUCUGUCAGGAGAGUCCUGGAAAGCCUCAGUAUUCAGAUUGAUCAGAACGCGAGGGAAGACUUCAACCUCUCAUCAGAUGUUGACUUCAAUGCCAUCAAAGCCAUCGUCAUCGGGAAAGUGCCUGAAUAUGACGAGCUGGAUGCAGAGAUAACUCGUCUGGCUUCUCAGGGCUUUACAGGCUGUCUGUCAGUGGUCCAGUUUAACUCCAUCUCUCCUCUGAAAGCAGCACUGCUCUAUCCACACACCAGUCCUGUUAUUGUCACAGGGACACUGACCGAGUCCAACUGCGGCUCGUCUUCAUCAUCCAGUCCCUACGCAGCCGAGACAACCCACUCACUGUCAGAUCAUGUGGGCACUGUAGGAGAGCCCGUAGUCAAUGCAAUCAGCGGCGACUCGGCUUUGAUUGGAGGCGUCAUCGCCGUCGUGAUAUUUGUGAUCCUAGCCUGCCUGGCUGUCAUGGCGCGAUUCUUCUACAGACGGAAAGAGACGUUUCAGACCCAGGAGUCGAAGGGAGCGAAAUCAGAGGACGGUCCUGAAACGGCGUUUAACGCUGAGCCCAGCGCGCAGAGCGUAAUCAGUGAAAGCCAAAAAGAGUACUUCAUAUGAUAAAGCCUUUCCUUUUCAUCAUCGUCAAACUUUUGGCCUAAUCCAGGAUAGCAGGGGGACAGAAAUGCCUCGCCAAGCCUUGACUGGGACGUUAGUGUUAUUUGUGAAUACACUGAAAAGAUGUUCUGCAAAUGCAUCACUUGUGGUGUGUUGUGCAGAGAAAAAGCCUGAAAACGGUUCGAUCAAAAUGUGAAAGAGAACUCCGUAAAAAAAAAUGGUUUUUUUUUUUGUACAUAGGCUGAAACGUUCCAAAAUUUGCCACAAAUAACAGUGUUUCUAAGAUGUGUACAAUAAUAUUCAUCGACUGUGAAUAUUCUUUUGAAAUAUACAUGUGGAAUAUCUUUGUAACUGUUACCUUUGCCUUUUAUUCGGGAUUUAUUGAAAUGCCUCAUUUCGCAGUUACACUGGAACUGGAAAACACCGACUGUGUCAUACAGUGAGGUCCAAAAGACUGAGACUAUUGUAUCAUUAUAUGCAAAAUAUUUCAUUACAGACAAUAUUAUGAACAAUACCUUGAAUGAAAGGUAGAAAUCAUAGGUAGAAAAUAUUUUUCAAAAUUUCUGAAAUGAAAUUUCAGAAUUUCAUAGUAUUCGGUACCUCCCGCUUUUGUUUUCGAGCCAGCAUGGGCUUCACAAGAUUGUGUAAAACCUGACGCUCUUGUGUUCGAUCAGAUCCAUAGGAUUGUUGUCUGAACAGGGACAAAUUUGCUUGAAUUUAAAUAGCGACCUAGAAAUAGAGCAGAAUCUUGAAUAUUGAAUAUGCAAGAUAUUCAUUCCUUUGUUUGUUAAAUUAGAUUUUUCAAAAUUUUUAAAUUUGUUUGUUUCCAGUUUCAAAUGAAAAAAAAAAUCUCAGAUUUUCAGUGUAGUCUCACACUUUUGGACCUCACUGUAUAACUUUGGUGAAAUAUACAGUAUGUUGGAAGCAGUGUUGAGAAUGUAAAGCUAUCUGUGUAGCAUAUAUAAUAUAAUAUAUCUGCACACACACACACACUAAUGAAGACGGGGUGUGUUCAUCACUCCAGAAGGUCAACUGCUUUUUUUUUUUAAAGAUAAAUUGAAUCGUCUUUGAAGAUCAAAAACGAAUCCGUAGCGUUUGAUGUGCUCUCGCGUGAUUGUUCAGUUCUUGGGUUGUGAGUGUUUUGCUCUGUGUGGACAGCAGGCCUUGUUUCUUUUGGCCGCUCUUACUCUCUAUUAGACUGAAAGCUCUCAGCAAGCGUUCUUAAGGUUCCCCGUUGCUUUCUGUGCAUUUCCUGGAUGAAAAUAAAUUGUGAUUUGCGCCUAAAUGCCAACAAAUGCUAAUGUAAACCGACUGCAUCGGGGGAGAGAGUGUGGAAAUUUUAAACUUCCUGCACAUUGGAUCAUUGCACACUGAAACACUUUAACUAUGACUAAAUUUUGGGAAAGAGUGUGAAAAUUAAAGAAAAUGAAUGUUUCCAAGCGAACAUUGUAAGCCUGGGAGAUAUUUCAGUGGAAAAAUCAGUCAGUCCACUAUCAAAACCUGUUCAUCAUUUAACCAAAUGUCAUCAUUUAUCAGAAAUUAACACAACAUACUUUGCUUUAUGUGCAAUUCUUGGAUCAAAAUAAAUUGUGAUUGCUUUUUAAUACUGCCACAUACCACAUACUAUGAACCAGCCAUUCUAAGCACACUUUGUUCAGAUAUCAUAGAGUACAUUAUUAGAAAAAGGUUAACUCUAGAACAGAGAAUCGUUCUUUAGCUUGUGUGUCUGAGGGUCACAGAUGGUUUUCCUAAUAGAAAGAAUUCCAAAAAGGAAGUAAAAAUGGUAAACUAUCUGAAGAACCCAUCAGGAACCACUUUUUUAAGAAUGUAAGGUCCAAAAGUUCACAAGUAUUUGCAUUUUUUAUAUUAAAAAAAAUAUUAGAAAAUGGUUAAAUUCAAAAACUUAGAAGUUUUCUUUAUUUUGUCUCUCUAUAACAGAACAUUUCCCUAUCAGACAGGGUUCCAUGAAGAAACUCUUCAGGAAGCAAAGAACUCAUAAGUAUCUGAAGAACCCUUCAGGAACCAUUUUUUUCCCAUUGUAAGCUCCAAAAGAUUAGAAAAAAGUUAAAUCUAGAUCCUAGAAGGUUUCUUUAUCCUGUCUCUCUAUAACAGUCUAUAACGUUUCUCCUUUUUUUUAGAUUAGAUACACUAUCAUAAAAAAAGUUCAAUCUAGAACUCCAGAAGGUUUCUUUAUCUUGUCCCUGUAUGACAGAAUGUUCCCCUAUCAGAGAGGGUUCCAUGAAGAAAACCUUUAGGAAAUAAAGAAGUCUUAACUAUCCCAAGAACCUUUCAGGAACCCUUUUUAAGAAUUCUGGGUCUAAAAGUUCAUAAGUUCAUAAGAAAAAGUGUAAAUCAGGAACCUAGAAGGGUCAUUUAACUUGUAUGUGUACAUCAGAGUGUUUACAUAUCAGAGAGGGUUCCUAAAAAUGAAACACUUUAGGAAACAAAGAACUCUUAACUAGCUGAAGAAUGCCUUUUUUUUUUAAAAGAAUUCAGGGUCCAAAAGUUUGCAAGUUUUCACACUUUUUAGAUUAGAAACCUUAUUACAAAAUGUUUAAAUCUAGAAUCUACUCUCACGUCUCUCUACGACACAGUGUUUUCCAUAUCUGAGAAGGUUCCAAGAAGAAACAUCUGAAAAGCCCUUCAGAAACCAUUUUUUUAAGUUUGCAUGGUCCAAAAUGUUCAAAGUUUUCACAAUUUUUUUCAGAAACACUAUUAUAAUAAGUUUAAAUCAAGAACCUAGUAGAGUUCUUUAACUUGUCUCUCUACCUCAGAGUGUUUACAUAUCAGGUAGAAGAAAGAACCCAUAACUACUGGAAGAACCCUUCAGGAACCUCCAUUUUUAAGAAUGCAGGACCCAAGGAACUUUUAACUAUCUGAAAAAACCCUUCAGGAUCCAAAUGUUGAGAAGUUUUCACCUUUAUUUAGAUUAGAAAAUCUAUUAGAAAAGGGUUAAAUCUAGACCAAAGAAGGGUUGUUAUUCUUUCUUCAAGUAUUUCUUCAACUUGGUUCUCUACAACAGAUGGUUUUUCUAUUAGAGAGGGUUCCAAGAAGAAGCCAACUGGAAUACACGUAAUGACCCUGCAUUCUUUAAAACAAGGGAUCAGAAUUAAGGGUCAAAGGGUUAAGAAUUCUUUGCUUCCUAAACUAUCCAUAGGACCCUUCAGGACUCCCCAUUUUCCUAAGAAUGCAGGGUUCACUACCAAGUUUCAUCAAUUACAAAAACUAAAUACAAACUUUGACUCACUUAUGAUACGAGAAUAAAUCAUUAAAACUAAGACAGAUGGUUGAGAAUUCCCAGUAUGAUAUUGUCCCUCUAGGGGAACCAUUAAAGGGUCUAAGAGUUUGGUUCUAACCCCUUUACGAGGCCAAAAAAAACCCUUAAUUAUCCAAUGAAUCCUUAAAGAAGCCGACUUUAGCUCAUCUGUUUUUCCAUCAAUGGAAAGGAACCACCGUAGAACCACCACUGACCAGAUAUUGUUUGAGUACAGCAGUUUCACUGACAUAGAACUGGUAUGUUAGGUGGUCUUCCAGUGGUACAGGUGUACUGCAUCUGAAGAUUCUGCUCACCCACUUUCAAAACAAUUUUCCAUGACGCCAUAUAUUUCCGUUCCUGUGUUCUAAAUGUUGCCGUAUACGGACCUCUUUUAUCAUCCAUUAGUCUUAAGACCCUUGCAAAGCACACUGAAAACCUACUCCCUGUUGCUUUUCAAGCAUUUUCUUGGAUAAAAAUAAAUUGUAACUGCUUCAUAUUGCUACCAACGAGCACCAUAGCCCACCUGCAGGAGCUCAAUUUGACAAAUGUUUCAUAAAAGCCAAAGCGUUUUCGCUGAUUAGUGCUUUCUUUUGUAGUCCAAUUUUAUGGUAAUUCAGUGGAAAUACACUACUUAGCUCAGCUAACAGGCUGCCAGCAGAGACAAUGUGACCACGAUAAAUAGCAGGUUGUCGUGAUAUUUCUGAAAAUGGCGCCUGCCACACCUCUGUGAUUUAAGCCAAUAAUUGAAAUAUUAAAAUGAACAUUGCAAGCCCUCUUGUGCUGAAUAUUAAACUUUAAAAUGUGCAUUUCAAUCUCAACUUACCUGCUGGUUUGUGUUCAGUUUCUGGAUCCGUUUUGAUUACUGUAUAUAUAAAUAUAAAUCUAUUUAACUUCUGUUCAUUCUAUAUAUCUAUACAAAAUUGUCCACUGUAUUAGAAAUACCUGCUCUUUCAUACAAUUAUCCAAUCCGCCAUCUUUUGGAAGCAGCACGAAAAGCAUCUCAAAGUGGCGUACAACACAUCAAACUUUGGAAUCUAAGCCUCCUCUGGUUCCAAGCUCCUGAUAUAGGUAACAUUUUCUACAAUUUCCAACCAACCAGCCUAUCCAACGUUUCCAAUGGCCAUACAUUUUUGAAUGCUUUGUCAACUAUUAGUUAUUAAAUCGAAACCCAAAAACCAAGGUGUGCAACAUUUUUUUUUUUUUUACCAAGGAGGCUGAAUUGUUUGUGCAUCAGCAUGGUACUGACAGUCUUUAUAUGAUUGCAGAUAAUUAGAUAAUCAGAUAAUAAUCACAUUAUCAGAAUAAAAAUCUUAUAACAUUAAAAUGAACAUGUGAAACUGGAAAGACUGCAGCAUUAAAAUAUUACAUUCCACCUGCAACAUAUAAGAUGUAUGACUCUUUUUUUUCCCCUUUGAGCAAGGUUGCUAAAUACAGAAAAAAACAUGUCCCAAAAAAGACUAGAUUAGAUUAGAACUAAAAAAUAAUAUGUUAAAUCCAUUUGUAAGUAGCCUGUACACUUUGUGAAUUUUCUGGAUAUUUCAGUGUACGCGUGUUUGUAAUGACUGUAAUUUUACCACCACAUUAGCUUUUAGACAGGAAAAGUAAUGGGGUAUUUUUGUCACAACUAGCAGAUCUCAAUAAAGUCUCCAAGUCCUAGAGCCUGUCUAAUUUUUAACUUGGAUAAAACUUCCAACUAGAAUUAAGCCUAUUUGUAUAAAUGUACCUGUCAAGACUGAUAAAAAGGUGUCAUCUUUCAUAGAAGUACAUCAUACUAUAUUAUAUCAUAGCAUGUAUGGAGUCAGUAUGAUGGAGGAAAUAAAU